GGUAACCAACAUCUUAGGCAAUGCCAAGACUUCGACGCAUCAAGUGCCGAGUUAACCGUUGACGAUGGAGGCUCUCCAAUAUACUCGAGCCCGGAAGCGGGUGAACACCCUCCUCGUGCCAAGAGGACGGAGCUAUAAGAAAACCCAAGCCACCCCGGGUUUUGACGUCAGCUCCCGUUACCAUCCGCGGAUACAAGUAUUGAGUCUUCACUUGCUCAGUCGCUCACUGCCUUAGACAACCCGAGUCCACCACCCAGUCACUUCUGCGAGAUCCUCCACCAACACGUUCAAGAUGAAGUUCGACAUUGCCGCCCCCUUGUUGGCCCUCGCGCCGCUGGCUGCCGCCCAUGGCGCCGUCACUAGCUACAUCAUCGGAGGCACGACGUACCCAGGCUACGAUGGCUUUGCUCCGGCCAACUCGCCUUCGACGAUCCAGUUCCCCUGGCCAGACUACAACCCGGUCAUGACGUCUUCCGACCCCAAGAUGCGCUGCAACGGCGGAACGUCAGCGCAGCUGUCGGCGCCGGUCGAGGCCGGCACCAACGUCACGGCGGUGUGGAAGCAGUGGACGCACGCGCAGGGCCCCGUCAUGGUGUGGCUGUACAAGUGCGCGGGCGAGUUCAGCGGCUGCACGGGCGACGGCAAGGGCUGGUUCAAGAUUGACCAGAUGGGCCUGUACGGGUCGAGCCUCAACUCGGACGACUGGGGCACGGGCAUCGUGCUCAAGACGCUCGAGUGGAGCAGCACCAUCCCAAAGAACAUCGCCCCCGGGAACUACCUCAUCCGCCACGAGCUGCUCGCCCUCCACCAGGCGAACACCCCGCAGUUCUACCCCGAGUGUGCCCAGAUCGUCAUCUCCGGCUCGGGCAACUCCGAACCCCCCGCCGACUACCUGUUCAGCAUCCCGACGUACGCGCCGCAGAGCGACCCUGGCAUCAUGGUCGACAUCUACCAGGGCGCGGCCACCACAUACACGCCCCCUGCCGGUCCGGUCUGGGAAGGUUUCAAUGCCUGAGAGCUUUCGAUCGCAAGCCGCUGCCGGCUCGUACCCGUCUAGAAGGGAGCCGUCGGUAGAGGAUUUAUGUUCUAUGUAACUGUACAGAGGUAUUCGGUCCCUAGAGCUGGACUAGGACUA
Phialemonium atrogriseum is the source of this 1135-nucleotide messenger RNA. RefSeq names its product glycoside hydrolase. Bases 293 to 1015 code for a protein of 240 amino acids. The record is from RefSeq and is a predicted model, not a curated record. The transcript is spliced from 3 exons. NCBI's taxonomy places the organism in Eukaryota, Fungi, Ascomycota, Sordariomycetes, Cephalothecales, Cephalothecaceae.